AUGCUCUCUACACCAUAUGUGGUGAAGAAGGCGAUGUGUCUCAUCCUCCUAAUGUCCACCGCAACAUGCCAACUGCCUACACAUGUUGAGAGAGCGCAUGUCCUUGAGGCUCAUCUGCACAUUCGGGAGACGGUGGUUCCACCUGCCAGCAACAUGCAACUGAUGGAGUACUCGGAGGAGUUGGAAAACUUGGCGGCUUAUUGGGCCAGUCACUGUCGUUUUGAACAUCCGGAUACCAAUUCGUAUCCACACUACAAUGGACUCGGACAAAACAUCGCACUCAUUAGUGGCUUCACACCGUCUCUUAUUGAAGGCGUGUGUGGAUGGAGAGGCGGAUCUCAGCACUACACAUACUCCAACAACACAUGUGAUGGUGAAUUUGGCGCCUACACACAGGUACGUGGCCACUGUCUUGUCAUCUCAUGA
Hydatigera taeniaeformis is the source of this 426-nucleotide messenger RNA. The record is from the annotation of a GenBank genome assembly. NCBI's taxonomy places the organism in Eukaryota, Metazoa, Platyhelminthes, Cestoda, Cyclophyllidea, Taeniidae.